Rotaria sp. Silwood1 is the source of this 789-nucleotide messenger RNA. Lineage: Eukaryota; Metazoa; Rotifera; Eurotatoria; Philodinida; Philodinidae. The record is from the annotation of a GenBank genome assembly.
AUGACAUAUUGUACCCGAUGUUGGAAAAUUGGUCACCUGCGUGAACAAUGUAAAAAUAAUGUACAGCGUUGUCGAGUAUGUCUACAAGAAAUAAAACAGAAGGAAGAACAUGUAUGCAACCAUGUUCCAAAAUGUGCUCAAUGUGAUGGUGAACAUCAUUCACGGAAUGUCCAAUGUCACGUUAUUCAACAAUAUCGCGCUGAUCUAAAAGAAGAAGUUACUAAGGCCUUGGAAUCUGGAAAACUACAUCGAAAUGAUUAUACUAAUCCACGAUCAGAUUUCAAUAUGAAGAACGAAGAUUUUCCAUCUAUAGGCAAAUCUAAGAAACCACAACAGUCAGUGUGGAAUGGUGUACAAACAGAAACUGGUCACGGUAUAACACCUGAUUCAACAAAAGCACUUCUGCUUAUAAAUGAAAAUCUGGUUGAAAUGCGUGAAAGUAAUAGAAGAGUAGAAAAGAAACUUGAAAAAAUCAAUACACAAGUGAAUCAAACAGCAUUAGAUGCAGAAUUACACCAAAGCACAAUGAAUAAAUUGAUUGAAAAUGUUCAAUCACUCAUUCAAAAUGUACUUGGUCCAGUAAUGCAUCAAGUAAAGCCUGAAUUAUUGAAGUCCAAGAUUGGUUUACAAUCAAUCUACGAUAAUCUGCGUGAUCUAAAAACGGAUUUAAAAAAUGAUUAUGAAAUAAGACGUAAACGUCCAACAUCAUCACUUCAACCACCAACUCCAGAUAAACAGAUUGCAACAUCUGAAAACACGAUUCGUGACGAUUCAUUAACUAUGAAAUAA